Sporisorium graminicola is the source of this 630-nucleotide messenger RNA. RefSeq lists its product as uncharacterized. Gene Ontology annotation, molecular function: zinc ion binding. Gene Ontology annotation, cellular component: cytoplasm. The transcript has 2 exons. The coding region runs from base 1 to 630 and encodes 209 amino acids. The record is from RefSeq and is a predicted model, not a curated record. Lineage: Eukaryota; Fungi; Basidiomycota; Ustilaginomycetes; Ustilaginales; Ustilaginaceae.
AUGGAUCGACAUCUGUCCGGUGAAUGCCCCAUGCUCGACAGCAACGGCUAUCUCAAACAGAGCACUUCUACAUCGGCAUCAGCUCCGAUGAAGAGGAUGAAGAAGACCAACGAGUGCUCAUUUAUCAAGUGUUCCAAGAUCAUGGUCGUGCCCAUCAAAUGCCCGCAGUGCUCCGCCUCCUUCUGCCCAUCCCAUCGUGCCCCGAACCAGCACAGUUGCAAGAACAUUUCUUCAUCCUCUUCUCCCGCAUCCUCCUCUACGCGCUUAGUCGCCAAAUCCGGGUCAGGCAGCGGCAUCAAGAACGCUUUCCAGAACCUCAAGAUCACCAACAAUGCUGCUGCAUCGAAUACAUCCGUUCCAGCUGCGAAGUCCAGCUCUUCUAGCACACCGGCCUGCCAUGCAGACACUUCCAGCGCAACGAUGACAACAUCAGCUCCCUUCGGCAAGAUGUUUGACAAGACCGAAAAACGUGCCAAGGCCGAAAGAUUAUCAGCCAUCCGAGCCAUGCAGGCGAGGCAGCGUAAAGGCAUCCUGUCCAAAGCAGAUGAACUCAAGUUGGCCGAAGAGAUGGCUAUGCUGUCCAAGACGGAGCGAAUGAAGGCUUCAGAUUCGGAUUGCGUCGUCAUGUGA